Cimex lectularius (bed bug) is the source of this 564-nucleotide messenger RNA. RefSeq names its product unconventional myosin-IXa-like. Gene Ontology annotation, biological process: intracellular signal transduction. The record is from RefSeq and is a predicted model, not a curated record. The transcript has a single exon. Lineage: Eukaryota; Metazoa; Arthropoda; Insecta; Hemiptera; Cimicidae. Gene Ontology annotation, molecular function: GTPase activator activity; microfilament motor activity. Bases 1 to 564 code for a protein of 187 amino acids.
AUGGAAGAGAGGGAAAUUGAAAAGGUCCAGUUUGAACAAUACCAGGUACAUGUUUUGGCAAGUGUUUUGAAGAGCUUUUUAAGAGAAAUGCCAGAACCUCUACUUACUUUUGACUGUUACGAAUAUAUUUUAAGAGCUGCAAAUCUAACAGUGAACAGUAUGUCAACAAUGUUCACCUUUUUGAAAAAGCUGCCAUCUUUCAAUUUUGAUUUGAUGGAAAGAUUGAUAUUUCACUUUGCCAGAGUGGCACUUCGUGAAGAUGUCAAUAGAAUGAGUUCAAACGCUUUGGCAAUUGUUUUUGCCCCCUGUAGUCUCAGGACUAAUAAAGUAGUACCAGCGCAAGAUUCGCUACAUAAUAUAAGUAGACAAACAGCUUGCAUUGAGGUCAUAAUAUCUGAACGGUUGCCUAGAGUUCGUUCAACACUGGCUGAUAUCGACACAGUGGACACCGCAUGCCAUACAGCGACAUACCGUUUGUCAUCUAUUCGUAGUUCAAAGAUAUUUACACCUGAGGAGUUAGUUAUUUCAAAGCCCGAUGACGAAGAAGCCUUAUUAAUGGGCUAG